AUGGGGUCAGUGGCACUGUCCUAUGGGGUCGGUGGCACUGUCCUAUGGGGUCGGUGGCACUGUCCUAAGGGUCAGUGGCACUGUCCCAUGGGGUCAGUGGCACUGUCCUAUGGGGUCAGUGGCACUGUCCUCUGGGGUCAGUGGCACUGUCCUAUGGGGGUCAGUGGCACUGUCCUAUGGGGUCGGUGGCACUGUCCUAUGGGGUCAGUGGCACUGUCCUGGCGGGGGUCGGUGGUACUGUCCCAUGGGGUCAGUGGCACUGUCCUAUGGGGUCGGUGGCACUGUCCUAUGGGGUCAGUGGCACUGUCCCUUGUCGUCGUGGCACUGUCCUAUGGGGUCAGUGGCACGGUCCUAUGGGGUCAGUGGCACUGUCCUAAGGGGUCGGUGGCACUGUCCUAUGGGUUGGUGGCACUGUCCUAUGGGGUCAGUGGCACUGUCCAUGGGGUCAGUGGCACUGUCCUAUGGGGUCGGUGGCACUGUCCUAUGGGGUCGGUGGCACUGUCCUUGUUGUCAGUGGCACUGUCCUAUGGGGUCAGUGGCACUGUCCUAUGGGGUCGGUGGCACUGUCCUUGUCGUCAGUGGCACUGUCCUAUGGGGUCAGUGGCACUGUCCAUAGGGUCAGUGGCACUGUCCUAUGGGGUCGGUGGCACUGUCCCGGGGUCGGUGGCACUGUCCUAUGGGGUCAGUGGCACUGUCCUAUGGGGUCGUGGCACUGUCCUAUGUAAGGUGGCACUGUCCUAUGGGGUCGGUGGCACUGUCCUAUGGGGUCGGUGGCACUGUCCUAUGGGGUCAGUGGCACUGUCCUAUGGGGUCGGUGGCACUGUCCUAUGGGGUCGGUGGCACUGUCCUAUGGGGUCAGUGGCACCUGUCUUAUGGGGUCGGUGGCACUGUCCCAUGGGGGUGUGGCACUGUCCUAUGAGGGUCAGUGGCACUGUCCUAUGGGGUCGGUGGCACUGUCCCAUGGGGUCAGUGGCACUGUCCUAUGGGGUCGGUGGCACUGUCCCAUGGGUCAUGGCACUGUCCUAUGGGUCAGUGGCACUGUCCUAUGGGGUCAGUGGCACUGUCCUAUGGGGUCGGUGGCACUGUCCCAUGGGGUCGGUGGCGCUGUCCCAUGGGGUCAGUGGCACUGUCCUAUGGGGUCGGUGGCACUGUCCUAUGGGGUCAGUGGCACUGUCCUAUGGGGUCGGUGGCACUGUCCCUAUGGGGUCGGUGGCACUGUCCUAUGGGGUCGGUGGCACUGUCCUAUGGGGUCGGUGGCACUGUCCUAUGGGGUCGGUGGCACUGUCCAUGGGGUCGGUGGCACUGUCCUAUGGGGUCGGUGGCACUGUCCCAUGGGGUCGGUGGCACUGUCCUAUGGGGUCGGUGCACUGUCCCAUGGGGUCGGUGGCACUGUCCUAUGGGGUCGGUGGCACUGUCCCAGGGGGUCGGUGGCACUGUCCUAUGGGGUCGGUGGCACUGUCCUAUGGGGUCGGUGGCACUGUCCUGUCGUCGGUGGCACUGUCCUAUGGGUCGGUAGUACUGUCCCAUGGGGUCGGUGGCACUGUCCUAUGGGGUCGGUGGCACUGUCCUAUGGGGGUCGGUGGCACUGUCCUAUGGGGUCGGUGGCACUGUCCUAUGGGGUCAGUGGCACUGUCCUAUGGGGUCGGUAGCACUGUCCUAUGGGGUCGGUGGCACUGUCCUAUGGGGUCGGUGGCACUGUCCUAUGGGGUCAGUGGCACUGUCCUAUGGGGUCAGUGGCACUGUCCUAUGGGGUCGUGGCACUGUCCAUGGGGGUCGGUGGCACUGUCCCAUGGGGUCGGUGGCACUGUCCAUAAGCGGCACCGUCCUAUGGGGUCGGUGGCACUGUCCUCUGGGGUCGGUGGCACUGUCCUAUGGGGUCGGUGGCACUGUCCUUGUCGUCAGUGGCACUGUCCUAUGGGGUCGGUGGCAUCCUAUGGGGUCAGUGCACUGUCCUAUGGGGUCAGUGGCACUGUCCUAUGGGGUCAGUGGCACUGUCCUAUGGGGUCAGUGGCACUGUCCUAUGGGGUCGGUGGCACUGUCCUAUGGGGUCAGUGGCACUGUCCUAUGGGGUCGGUGGCACUGUCCCAUGGGGUCAGUGGCACUGUCCUAGGGGUCGGUGGCACUGUCCUAUGGGGUCGGUGGCACUCGUCCUAUGGGGUCAGUGGCACUGUCCCAUGGGGUCAGUGGCACUGUCCCAUGGGGUCGGUGGCACUGUCCUGCGGGGGUCAGUGA
Molecule: messenger RNA, 2232 nt
Organism: Homarus americanus (American lobster)
Lineage: Eukaryota; Metazoa; Arthropoda; Malacostraca; Decapoda; Nephropidae
Exons: 1
Coding region: 1-2232 (743 amino acids)
Source: RefSeq, a predicted model, not a curated record